Molecule: messenger RNA, 3789 nt
Organism: Cynocephalus volans (Philippine flying lemur)
Lineage: Eukaryota; Metazoa; Chordata; Mammalia; Dermoptera; Cynocephalidae
Gene: RPRD1B
Product: regulation of nuclear pre-mRNA domain containing 1B
Exons: 7
Coding region: 413-1393 (326 amino acids)
Biological process (GO): mRNA 3'-end processing
Molecular function (GO): RNA polymerase II C-terminal domain binding
Source: RefSeq, a predicted model, not a curated record
ACUGCGCCGGCGUGCGGGCGCGAGCGGUCAAAGCGCCUUCCGGGGACCGAGGAACUGGGCUCCUUCCCUCGGUCUAUCUCCUUCAAAGUUCUGUGGACGAGGUUUAGAGAGGCUGCCGCCUCCAAAGGGACAUUUUUCUGCCGCUCCGACGCCUCUCGGUGCCCAGCUAGUCCGGCCCUUGCCCUUUGACCCCACUCUCGCGGCGGGUGAGAGGUCAGGUGGCCAUCUUGUGGCGGCGGCGCGGGCUGUUGUUACUGCGGAGACCCAUCCCCUCCCCCUCCUUGCACCUCUGACUACCUGUCAGUCGGUAAAGAGUCCCGCACUCUGUCAGGUGAGGCCCCGGCCUCGUGCCGUCACUCUUCCCGCCGCAGUGGGCGGCCCAGGCCGCUCCCUGCUGGGCUUCACUGCCACCAUGUCCUCCUUCUCCGAGUCGGCACUGGAAAAGAAGCUCUCGGAGCUGAGCAACUCUCAGCAAAGCGUGCAGACACUGUCCCUGUGGCUUAUCCAUCACCGCAAGCAUGCAGGACCCAUUGUCUCCGUGUGGCACCGCGAGCUCCGCAAAGCCAAGUCAAAUAGAAAGCUUACUUUUCUGUACCUAGCAAAUGAUGUCAUCCAAAACAGUAAAAGAAAAGGACCUGAAUUCACUAGAGAAUUUGAAUCUGUCCUUGUGGAUGCUUUUUCUCACGUUGCCAGAGAGGCAGAUGAAGGCUGUAAAAAACCUUUAGAAAGAUUGCUGAACAUCUGGCAAGAAAGAAGUGUGUAUGGCGGCGAGUUCAUACAGCAGCUGAAGCUGUCUAUGGAGGACUCCAAGAGCCCUCCUCCCAAAGCAACAGAAGAAAAGAAAUCUCUGAAGCGAACUUUUCAGCAAAUACAAGAGGAGGAGGACGACGACUACCCUGGCAGCUACUCUCCCCAAGAUCCUUCUGCAGGACCCCUCUUGACUGAGGAACUAAUCAAAGCUUUGCAGGAUCUGGAAAAUGCUGCUUCAGGGGAUGCUACUGUCCGACAGAAAAUUGCUUCUCUGCCCCAGGAAGUUCAAGAUGUUUCUCUCUUGGAAAAAAUAACAGACAAAGAGGCAGCUGAACGUCUUUCAAAAACAGUAGAUGAAGCAUGUCUGUUACUAGCAGAAUAUAACGGGCGCCUGGCAGCAGAACUGGAAGACCGGCGCCAGCUGGCUCGGAUGUUGGUGGAGUACACCCAGAAUCAGAAAGAUGUUUUGUCAGAAAAGGAGAAAAAGCUAGAAGAGUAUAAGCAGAAGCUUGCGCGAGUAACCCAGGUCCGCAAGGAACUGAAGUCACAUAUUCAGAGCUUGCCAGACCUUUCACUGCUGCCCAACGUCACAGGGGGGUUGGCUCCCCUGCCCUCUGCUGGUGACCUGUUUUCAACUGACUAGGACAGGUGUCAUGCCCCAGAUUCCCAUCUGUACCAGCAGAAAGAAGAGGGCAAGUCAUGGUUGGAAAUAACCUUCUAGCCCCUGAUUCUAUCCCUUCUUCUGCCUGGCCCCCUGCCUCAAGAAAGAACCAAGACUCUGAUUCCCCAGCCUCUCACCUUGAGCACAAUUCAGAAAAGUGGCCAGUGGAGUCCGGUUUAGAUUCAUAUUUGCAAAGGAUAUGAACUUUUUUCUCCCCCUUGAUGUUUUCAUACCCCUAUUCAUUUUCCAUUCUUAGUCCUCUCUAUACCCAAGAAGUUAUGGAAAUCAUGUGUACUUCUGGAAGUUUUCAAAAGAAUCUUGUCCCUCAUGGCAGCAUUUUGUCAUGAAAGCAGCUUUUCCUUUCUGGGCUGGGCUUGUUCAAGUUUGGUACACGCUUCCACUGAGAGACUCACUCUGGAGAUGUUGGCUUUCCUGGCUACUGUCUGCCCCAAAAGGUUGGAGGCACAACCAUCGAGCAAUUUGCCAUAAAGAAUUUGCCAAAUCCCUGAUUCUCUCUUACCGUUACUUCCAGCAAUGUGUACUCAAAGGUUAGGUGCAUUGGUUUUAUAAACAGACUAGAGAAUCUAGCAAUAAGAUUCAGAGCUAGUCUGGGACAUAAAGUCUCAGUUCAGUGGCAGAAUAGGGAUCACAAGCAUGAGUUAAAAAUAAGUUAUUUGCUUCAAGUUCCUAUGUACACCUUUCUCAGGCUGCUUCUCAAGGGCCCCACCCGUUAUCAAAGAGCACGUUACUAAAAACAGGAUCCUUUGACCUCUGGUGGUUGCAAAGGCAGUUGUUGGGGUGGCACCGGUGGGUCCCAAAAGAUAAAGGUUCCACACACAGGCAUGCUGCAUCUGGGAUCUGCAUGGGUGUUGCUUUGACCCUUUCUUUUGGGAGUGGGGCACACACUAACAUUUAAUCCAGUGUGUGGACGUAUGUCCACAAUAUGGGACUAAACUUGAAUGUCUCCCCUAACAGGGUGCUGAGCAUUUCCGUCUGUCUGUCAGUUCAUGCCACUGCUCGUGCCCUUAUUCCCAUAAAAGGAGGAGUAUUUGUAUCAGUUUUUAUCAAAUAGCUCACCUUGGGCAGAGAAAGGGGGAAGUCAGGGAUAUUAAUUUGGGGUUUUAAUUCCAUUAUCAUGCCAGCUGACAUUAUGACUAUAUAAUGUAGUUAGAGAGGAUUUUUAUCUUGCUUAUUAUAGUAAAGCUUUGGCCUGUUAACUGUAAAUCAUUCUAAUUUGGGAGGCUUAUUUCUGACAUUGGAAAGGGCAGAAAACAGUUUGCCCCAAUAAUGUAAUAGGAAUUAUAGCCCAGAGGCUAAAAUCCAAAAGCUAUAAAAAGGAAUUCAGUGGAGGGUGCUUUGGAAUCUCCAUUAUUUUGAGUUGCUGUUUUCAGGAUCACCAAAACUUACAUGUAAUUUUACAUGUUAAACAUGUUAAAAACAUAACCUACAUUUUAAAAAGUACAGCAGGCUUCUCUUCAGGAAGCUCUCCUGCCUGACAUGAAGUGAGAACACUGAAAAGUCAUAGCAGGCAUUCAGUUUAAGUUCGCGUAGAACCUAGUAGUGUUAAAGCUGUUUUUCAGGUUUCAAUAUGGACUGUGUGUUGUUUGCUUAUUGACACUGCCUGUUGUUUGGUCACUGUUAAAUUAAUGAGUCUAUAAAGUUUUUCUUCCCAAGGCUAUAGGGCAGUAGGUGACUUUACUAAAGUUACGAGAUAUAUUUUAAUCUUUGCUGUUUCUGCGCAUAUUCCCCUUCACACAUAUGGUGUGCUGCUUUAGUCGUAUAUGAUAUGAGUUUGUUUUGAACAGACCCAUCUUGGACACUCAGUGCUUUCAGCAAGGAAGCAAGAUUUCACCAGCCAAAAAGGUAUAGAAGAUAUUUGCUCUGAUCAGCAGAUGAAAAUAUUAUAACAUAAUGGGUUUAACUUACUCCUGUGUUUUAUACAACUGAGUCUUUGACCAGCAAUUGGUGCAUAAUUAUUACAGCAAGAGCAAGGAAUGAAACUAGCAAUUAUGUAAAUGAUGUGUUGGCCAAACUAGCCAUAAGGGUAUAGAAGAUAUUUGCUCUGAUCAGCAGAUGAAAAUAUAACAUAAUGGGUUUAAUCUACUACUGUGUUUUAUCCAACUGAGUCUUUGACCAGCAAUUGGUGCAUAAUUAUUACAGCAAGAGCAAGGAAUGAAACUAGCAAUUAUGUAAAUGAUGUGUUGGCCUCUUAACACCUGUUACUAGUGGACUUCCUCUGAGGAAGUUAGUUUUGUUUUAUUUUAAUGAAAUGCUUUUCUUUUUUAAAUCUUAAUUUUUCCCAUAUCCUCCCAAAGUGUGCUUACUUCAUUUUUUUUUUUAAUUUAAAUGAACCUUUCUCCUUGUAUGUAUGAGGUGAU